Messenger RNA from Protopolystoma xenopodis, 483 nucleotides. The record is from the annotation of a GenBank genome assembly. NCBI's taxonomy places the organism in Eukaryota, Metazoa, Platyhelminthes, Monogenea, Polystomatidea, Polystomatidae.
AUGGGACUCGGUCCUACCGUUCAUGGGGCCACACCUGACCCCGUCACCUCCCCGUCCACUCUAGCUCUCAUCUAUUGCUGGCUUAUGGCCAAAUUCUGUUCAGAGGGCCUCGGGCCUUUGAGCUGUUUGUUAUGGACCCUCUCAAUGAGAACAUCGGACCGACAGGUCAACUCAGCAGAUUUGGUAGAGACAGGCAUGUAUGGCACGAAUUGUGCGUCUGUGUCUGGAGGGCCAGCCGAUAGAGGUGGCCGGAAACCUACAGCUCGGUAUUCUAAUCUUAACAGGCUCAUAUUAUUUAUCUGUCGAAGAAGGACGUGGGCCGGUAGCUUGUGUACCUUCGCAUACAGAGCAAUUGGAAUUGUGCAAAUAAAACACUCCUUCGUGACCCACGUUACGUCGUGCUGCCUCGGAGCAGGCCAAUUUCUGUACCAGAACACCUUAACGAAUUACUUUCCAUCUAUUUUAAUUAUCCGCCCGCAUUAA